UGAGAGGAACGUUUGGGUUGAGCUGGAAGCCAAGGGUUUUAUAUGCAUGAAUUCACUGCAGAUUUCAUAAAGACCCUGCCGGGCAGGGACAGGUCCAACAACUCAGAUCACGCCUGAGUCCCAGCCUGCCUGGGGCAGGGACAGGUCCAACAACUCAGAUCACGCCUGAGUCCCAGCCUGCCUGGGGGCCUUGGGAAACUGUAUGGGAGGCUGUAAAAAUUCCCUCAUUCAACAGAGUGCCGUCUGCUUCUGAUUAAGCCCCUUGUUGGUUGUUGGGGACACCUGGGUGGCAAAGUCAGACCCCAUCCGUCUGUCCUAGAACAGAGAUGAGUGCCGCUGAGCAUAUAAUGGGACCCCACCUAGCAUAGGGGCUUUCCGGUAGUUGAGAAGGGGCGCGGUAAGGGUAGCUGUCAGGCUGAAGAGGGUUGCCUUGGAAUAGUGGUUCUCAACCAGGGGACCUGCAGCCAGGUCUGGAGACGGCUGUCAUAACGUGUGGUGGAGGGGAGCCGGGUGGCGAGGAGGGCUGUUGGCCUCUAGUGGGUUAGGGUUAGGCCACUAUGCUGCUAGCCACCCUACAAGGCACAAGACAGCCCCCACAGUAAAGAAAGACCCGCCCAAAUGUCACCAGUGCCAUGGUUGAGAAACUAGUUGGAUGACUCGCAGAAAAGUCAGUUUGACUUAGAGGCCGCGGCUGGUGAGAGCUGAACAUGGAAGGAGGGAGAGGGGAUUCAGGACAGCCCCGUUUUCCCCUAAGCCCCCAGGCUGCGAAGAAGGCAGGGGUCCCUGGUGCCCUGGGCAGCCCCCUGCAUAGCAGGGCCCAGUUUCCGCUACAGCCGCACUAGCGAGAAUGCAACAGACGCCCGGGAACCGCAAGCACGUGGUACCUUUGCGGGGCAGGAAGCACUGCGGGCCUCAGUUUCCCCAACGGGAGAAAAAAUGGGAGCCCCGAGGGCCUGGUCGUGGGGCCAGGCCAGGAGUGACCACAUCCCUGGUGGGCGACGCCUGCUCGGGAACCGCGCCGCGGGAGAGGAUUCUACCACAGACGAGAGGGAGUCGAUGCUAAUAAAGGGGAACGUGCGACCCUGCAUCCCAACCCAGCUUUCCCCGGCCUUAGGCCGACCCCCGCGACCGCCGCAAGGCCCGAGUGGUCGGGGUCCCGACAGUACUACAACUCCCAAGAUGCCUCGCGCCGCCUGCGCCAGGAAGGGCCGCCACAGCCGGCGGCCAAUGGGGGGUACGGAGGCGGGGCCUCUGCGCACGUGGCGUCCUGACGCACUGACGGCGACGUCGGGGUUUGUGUGCGCGAGAGGCCGCCGAUAAAGGUUGGGUGCCUCGCGCCGGGGGCCGUUGGGAGGGAGCGUGCCCCCGCCCCCUCCCCGGCCCCCACUCCUACACCGCCGCUGCAGGGGCCCCGCCUUCCCAUCGAUCCCCGCGGGAAGGCCCUGGGUCUCCCCAGCUCAUUCCCCGGUCGGGGCCGCAGGUGUGAUGGUCGGCUCCCACGCGGACAUGGCGCCGGCCUCUACCGCAGAGGGGGCCGGGGAAAAGCCGGGCCCCGCAGCUCCUGCCCCCACGGCCCAGUAUGAGUGUGGGGAGUGCGGCAAGUCCUUCCGCUGGUCGUCCCGGCUCCUGCACCACCAGCGCACGCACACGGGCGAGCGUCCCUACAAGUGCCCCGACUGCCCCAAGGCCUUCAAGGGCUCCUCGGCCCUGCUUUACCACCAGCGGGGCCACACGGGCGAGCGGCCCUACCAGUGCCCCGACUGCCCCAAGGCCUUCAAGCGCUCGUCGCUGUUGCAGAUCCACCGCAGUGUGCACACUGGCCUGCGGGCCUUCACCUGCGGCCAGUGCGGCCUGGCCUUCAAGUGGUCGUCCCACUACCAGUACCACCUGCGCCAGCACACGGGCGAGCGGCCCUACCCCUGCCCAGACUGCCCCAAGGCCUUCAAGAACUCGUCCAGCCUGCGGCGCCACCGGCAUGUGCACACGGGUGAGCGGCCCUACACCUGCGGCGUGUGCGGCAAGAGCUUCACGCAGAGCACCAACCUGCGGCAGCACCAGCGCGUGCACACGGGCGAGCGGCCCUUCCGCUGCCCGCUCUGCCCCAAGACCUUCACACACUCGUCCAACCUGCUGCUGCACCAGCGCACCCACGGCAGCGCCGCCGCCCCCGCCGCGGGCGCCGCCCCCGCCCCUCCGCCGCGGGAGCCCGGCGGCAAGGUCUUGGUCUCAGAGACCUACCUACAGCGGCCCCUCCAACCCCCCAGCCCGCCGGCGCCCCCGCCGCCCGCGCCCCCGCCCGUGGUGCCCGAGCUCUUUCUGGCCGCGGCCGAGACCACGGUGGAGCUGGUGUACCGCUGCGACGGCUGCGAGCUAGGCUUCGGUAGCGAGGAGUUGCUCUUGGAGCACCAGCCCUGUCCCGGGCCGGAGGCGCCGCCCCCGCCCGCGGACGCGCCCUCGGAGCCGCGGAAGGCCGACCCUCCCCCGCCGCCCUCACUGUCCCCGCCGUCCCCCCUGCCGCAGCCCCCUCCCGCCGCCUCUGCCCCUGGCUUCGCCUGCCUCCCCUGCGGGAAGUCCUUCCGGACGGUGGCCGGCCUCUCCCGCCACCAGCACAGCCACGGGGCGGCCGGCGGGCAGGCGUUCCGCUGCGGCAGCUGUGACGGCGCCUUCCCGCAGCUGGCCAGCCUCCUGGCGCACCAGCAGUGCCACGUGGAGGAGGCAGCGGCCGGGCGCCCGCCCCCCCAGGCCGAGGCUGCCGAAGUCACCUGUCCCCAGGAGCCGCUCGCCCCCGUCCCCGCCCCGCCCGCGCCCGCGCCCGCCCCGGCUUCCGCGGAGCGACCCUACAAAUGCGGCGAGUGCGGCAAGGCCUUCAAGGGCUCAUCGGGGCUGCGCUACCACCUGCGGGACCACACGGGCGAACGGCCCUACCAGUGCGGCGAGUGUGGCAAGGCCUUCAAGCGCUCGUCGCUGCUGGCCAUCCACCAGCGCGUGCACACCGGCCUACGGGCCUUCACCUGCGGCCAGUGCGGCCUUACCUUCAAGUGGUCGUCGCACUACCAGUACCACCUGCGGCUGCACUCGGGCGAGCGGCCCUACGCUUGCGGGGAGUGCGGCAAAGCCUUCCGCAACACGUCGUGCUUGCGGCGCCACCGGCACGUGCACACGGGCGAGCGGCCCCACUCCUGCGGCGUGUGCGGCAAGAGUUUCGCCCAGACCUCCAACCUGCGGCAGCACCAGCGCGUGCACACGGGCGAGCGGCCCUUCCGCUGCCCGCUCUGCCCCAAGACCUUCACACACUCGUCCAACCUGCUGCUGCACCAGCGCACGCACUCGGCCGAGCGCCCCUUUGCCUGCCCCAUCUGCGGCCGCAGCUUUGUCAUGGCCGCCUACCUGCAGCGGCACCUGAGGACGCAUGCCCCGGCCAAUGCCGCUUCUGGCCCCGCAGCCCCCGGCGCCGGCCCCCAGCCCCCUGCCCCACUGGCUGCCGCCCCAGCCCCGUCCGCCACCCAAGAUGUCCACGUUCUACCCCACCUCCAGGCCACGCUCUCCCUAGAGGUGGCAGGAGUCACGGCCCAGGCCCCGCCCCCUGGCCCAGCAGCCCCCAACUCCCAGACGUUUCUCCUGGUGCAGACUGCUCAGGGCCUCCAGCUGAUCCCCAGCAGCGUCCAGCCCCCCACACCCCCGCCUCCCCCCGCCCCCCCCAAGCUCAUCUUGCUGCCCUCCUCCAGUACUGGUGGUGGGGGCAGCGGUGCAAGGCAGGGCCCACGGGCAGUGGGGAAAGCUGGGCAGGGGGCUGGAGUAGUCUGGCUGCCAGGCCCUGGGGGGCUAGGGGUGCAGGGAGGGAGCAACACCGGGGCCAGCGCGGGAGCGCAGAGCCUCAUAGUUCUGCAGAAUGUGGGGGCUGGGGAGGCAGGGCCACAGGAAGUGAGCGGGGUCCAGCUCCAACCCCUUCGGCCAGCCCCGGAACUGACCACGGUCCAGCUCCAGCCGGCCCCAGAGGUGACCACGGUCCAGCUCCAGCCGGCCCAGGAGGUGACCACGGUACAGCUCCAGCCUGUAACGGGUCAGCUGUCCAAUUCCAGUGGGGGAGCCGUCACCACUGAGGCGCCUAAUCUGCUGGUGGUUCAGAGUGGGGCAGCGGAGGAGUUGCUGGCGGACCCCGGCCCGGGGGAGACCGGUGACGGUGAGGCCAGCACUGGUGUGGUCCAGGAUGUGCUCUUUGAGACGCUGCAGACGGAGGAGGGGCUGCAGAGUGUCCUGGUGCUGAGCGGGGCUGAUGGGGAGCAGACCCAGCUGUGUGUGCAGGAGGUAGAGACCUUACCCUCGGGGCUGGCUGAGCCGCCAACCCCUGGCCCAACGGGACAGAAACUGCUCAUUAUCCGCAGUGCCCCGGCCACCGAGCUGCUGGAGAAUGGCAGCGUUGGGGGAGGCGCCGCUGCGCUGCAGCUGCUGGCCCCACCACCACCUGGCCCAGGCUCUGCUCCCGCGGGCGUCCCUGCGGCUCCUGCCUCCCAGAUGGUACAAGUGGUCCCUGCAGGAGCUGCACCUGGGGGCAUGACCCCACAGGGCCUACCCUCCAUCCAGUUUGUCCAGACUCUGCCCGCAGUCCAGCUGGUGCACACGUUUUGAGUAGAACCACUGGUACCCCUUCCCGCCCCACACAGAGACCCCGACUCACUGUCAGCCUGGGCUGGGCUGAGCUGGGGGGAGGGGAACUGCAGGCUGGGCUUGCUAAUAAAGACCAGAAUCUCCGCUCCUGUGUUCUGUUUUAUUUGUGGUUUGGGAGAUCAC
Messenger RNA from Globicephala melas (long-finned pilot whale), 4788 nucleotides. RefSeq names its product zinc finger protein 628 (gene ZNF628). Lineage: Eukaryota; Metazoa; Chordata; Mammalia; Artiodactyla; Delphinidae. The record is from RefSeq and is a predicted model, not a curated record. Gene Ontology annotation, biological process: regulation of transcription by RNA polymerase II. Gene Ontology annotation, molecular function: DNA-binding transcription factor activity; RNA polymerase II cis-regulatory region sequence-specific DNA binding.